CUUGCAUUCCAGUGUUUGUAAGGUAUGCUCUUUAGAAGGACCUAACAACCUACCUAUUAACAGACAAACCCUAAUCCAAAAUUGUUCCUUGAUUCUUGCUCGACAGCCUCCUCAUCACAUCCAAGCUGCAAUCUUAUGUCGAGAUAAGCAUAUCCCAUCUCAGCUGCAGACGCAAGCAGGCAACAUUCCAAGAUGGACCAUUAUAAUAGCCCUUCGCGGCCUCCAAUGUACUCAGAGCCACCAUCUUAUGGCGACGAUGGCAUGUCCAUGCAGUCAGACGAAAUGAACGGCUCAAGAAUCAGACUGUUGACAUCUCAAGAUGAGCCCAACACUCGACCUCCUGUCUCUCCUCGCAGAUCAUAUCAACCGAGCGUAUCAUCAUCACACUCCCGAGCCGCGUCAGUCAUCGAUACCACACCCUUGAUAGCUCCACCAGAGUCCUCAUACGUACCAUACUCCCCAACUGGCCGCAUGUCACCAACGCGACCUUGGACACCAUCCAGAGGUUCUUCCGACUUCGGUAGACCUCCCCCAAUGAACCUACAAUUCGAACCUGCCGAUCUCAACGGAAGUCCAAGGCCAGGCACACCUUCCAGCCGGUAUGGAGGAAGUCCCAGACGACCAUUGCCUCCUGCUCCUCUGUUUUCCGGCCCUCAUGUCUCAGCUGCCAACUCUCCCUUUGCAGACGACGCCACAGUUUCAAUUCCUCUAGAGGGCGAUAUUGCAGAGGAAGACGAUGUUUUCGGGCCUGACAGUUCGAUGGGAAAAGAACCACUACAAAGCUCGCGGUCAAGAGAUUCAUACAUGUCAAAUGAAACGCUAACAGAGGACAUGGACCGAAAAGAAUAUGUCGAGCACUAUGGUCCAGCCCCUGAUGGCAAGCAAGAGAGGAGAGGAGCCCGCCAAGCGCAGAUGUCCAAGAAAGAAGUCAGACUCAUCAACGGAGAGCUCAUUCUUGAGUGUAAGAUCCCGACAAUCCUCUAUAGUUUUUUACCACGAAGGGACGAGGUCGAGUUUACGCAUAUGCGGUACACUGCCGUCACGUGCGAUCCGGACGACUUCGUCUCCAAGGGAUAUAAGUUACGCCAAAACAUCGGACCCACAGCCAGAGAAACUGAGCUCUUUAUCUGCAUCACGAUGUAUAAUGAGAACGAGAUCGAUUUCACAAGGACGAUGCAUGCAGUCAUGAAGAAUAUCUCCCAUUUCUGCUCUCGUUCCAAGUCAAGAACCUGGGGUGAGAACGGAUGGCAGAAGAUUGUCGUCUGCAUCGUCUCCGAUGGGAGACAAAAGAUCCAUCCCCGCACGCUGGAUGCUUUGGCAGCUAUGGGUGUCUAUCAGGAUGGGAUCGCCAAGAACUUGGUGAACCAGAAAGAAGUGCAAGCGCAUGUUUACGAAUAUACAACCCAGGUCUCCCUCGACUCGGACUUGAAGUUUAAGGGAGCAGAAAAGGGAAUUGUACCAUGUCAGAUGAUUUUCUGCUUGAAGGAGAAGAAUGCGAAGAAGUUGAAUUCGCAUCGUUGGUUCUUCAACGCUUUUGGACGAGCCUUAACGCCAAACAUCUGUAUCUUGCUUGAUGUGGGAACCAAGCCUGGAAGCAACUCUCUAUACCACUUGUGGAAGGCAUUCGAUACAGACUCGAACGUUGCAGGCGCUUGCGGUGAAAUCAAGGCCAUGAAAGGAAAAUUUGGGACAGGGCUCCUGAACCCCCUAGUUGCUUCUCAAAACUUUGAGUACAAGAUGUCCAAUAUCUUGGAUAAGCCGUUGGAGAGUGUAUUUGGAUAUAUUACCGUCUUACCUGGUGCCUUGAGUGCCUACCGGUACCACGCCCUGCAGAACGACCAUACCGGCCACGGGCCACUAAGCCAAUACUUCAAGGGAGAAACUCUCCACGGUCAGAAUGCCGAUGUGUUUACAGCAAACAUGUAUUUGGCCGAAGAUCGUAUUCUUUGUUGGGAGUUGGUUGCCAAGAGAGAUGAGAGGUGGGUGCUGAAGUAUGUCAAGAGCUGCACCGGAGAGACUGAUGUACCUGACACUGUCCCUGAACUUGUCUCGCAGCGAAGAAGAUGGCUGAACGGAGCUUUCUUCGCAGCUGUCUACUCUCUUGUCCACUUCCGGCAAAUCUGGCGUACUGAUCACACACUCGGCCGCAAGAUCCUCCUGCAUAUCGAGUUCGUCUAUCAAUUCAUCAGCCUGCUCUUCACGUACUUCUCCCUGGGUAACUUCUACCUUACCUUCUACUUCGUCGCUGGAUCCCUCUCGGAUCCUAAGGUUGAUCCCUUUGGCCAUCAUAUCGGUUUAUAUAUCUUCGUGAUCCUUCGGUACACCUGCAUUCUCCUCAUCUGUACGCAAUUCAUCCUCUCCAUGGGUAACCGGCCACAAGGAGCAAAGAAGCUUUAUGUAACCUCCAUGGUCCUAUAUGGCAUAAUCAUGGCAUACAACACCUUUGCCUGUAUCUAUAUCGUGGUUCGUCAACUGACAUCCAACUCGAAAAUUUCUCUCGGAAACAACGUCUUCACCAACCUCAUCGUCUCCAUGGCCUCCACAAUUGGACUCUACUUCCUCAUGUCCAUCCUCUACCUCGAUCCCUGGCACAUGAUCACCUCCGCCGGCCAAUACUUCCUCCUUCUCCCGUCCUACAUCUGCACCCUUCAAGUCUACGCAUUCUGCAAUACGCACGAUGUAACCUGGGGUACUAAAGGUGACAACGUGAUCCACACGGACUUGGGAGCUGCCAGGAGUCACGGCAAAGAUUCCACCGUCGAGCUCGAGAUGCCGUCCGAGCAACUCGAUAUCGAUUCGGGCUAUGAUGAAGCGCUCCGCAACCUCCGCGACCGCAUUGAAGUCCCCGCCCCUCAGGUAUCCGAGAGUCAGCAGCAGGAAGAUUACUACAAGAAUGUCCGCACGUACAUGGUCCUGUCCUGGAUGAUUGCGAACGCCAUCCUUGCCAUGGCCGUUAGUGAGGCGUAUGGCGCCACCGCGGUGGGAGACAACUUCUACCUGAAGUUCAUCUUGUGGAGCGUGGCAUCCCUCGCGUUCUUUAGGGCGAUUGGAAGCAGUGCGUUCGGUAUCAUCAAUGGUGUCGAGGCGAUCGUGGAAGGUCGGAUUCGGAUGCGUAUGAAGUGGCCGAACUGGAUGGAGGGUCUCGGGGGCAAGUUCAAGGAGCGGAUGAGUAGCAUCGGGAAUAACGUGAAGCGUUAAGCUGACCUCUAUGUGCAUAGUAUGUGAUACGAUGGGUAGUAUGUAAUGUGGUGUUUUCUAAUGGG
Messenger RNA from Amorphotheca resinae ATCC 22711, 3263 nucleotides. RefSeq names its product glycosyltransferase family 2 protein. Gene Ontology annotation, molecular function: chitin synthase activity. NCBI's taxonomy places the organism in Eukaryota, Fungi, Ascomycota, Leotiomycetes, Helotiales, Amorphothecaceae. The coding region runs from base 193 to 3198 and encodes 1001 amino acids. The record is from RefSeq and is a predicted model, not a curated record. The transcript has 3 exons. Gene Ontology annotation, cellular component: cell septum; cell periphery.